This is a messenger RNA of Eriocheir sinensis (Chinese mitten crab), 3866 nucleotides long. RefSeq lists its product as uncharacterized. The coding region runs from base 548 to 3841 and encodes 1097 amino acids. Gene Ontology annotation, cellular component: nucleus. Gene Ontology annotation, biological process: regulation of transcription by RNA polymerase II. The transcript has 5 exons. The record is from RefSeq and is a predicted model, not a curated record. Gene Ontology annotation, molecular function: RNA polymerase II transcription regulatory region sequence-specific DNA binding; DNA-binding transcription factor activity, RNA polymerase II-specific. NCBI's taxonomy places the organism in Eukaryota, Metazoa, Arthropoda, Malacostraca, Decapoda, Varunidae.
CGAUAGUUAUGUCAGUCUAAUAUUAUAGGACGCCACAUAGAAGCCUACUUGAUAGACACAUUUGAAGGGAAAUUGAUCGUUGCUAUGGAAUGUAUGCCGAGACUUUUAAAUCGCUAUAUUGUUGUUAGCUCCACAAGACAGAACUAAAAAUACCCAAAUAGUAGACAGACUCAUCUCUUUUGACAUACAGGAGCAGAGGAAUAAAGGGAAUAAAUUAGAAGACAAAAAUCGGUUCUUUGUGGGGCUUUUUCUGAGAAUAAAGGAAAUAGUGUCGAAGAUAAAUAUCGGUUCUUUGUGGAGUUGGGCUAUUUGCUGUGUUGUUGAACUGCAUUAUUUGGUGUAAAGAAUAAAAGAAGCAUGUGUGUGUGUGUGUGUGUGUGUGUGUGUGUGUGCCGAGCUCUCCCAAGGGCCGAGAUGGAUGUAAACAGACACCCACAGCAACAAGAAGACGAAAGCCCUCUCUCCUGGACAGCCUAUCAUUAUUAUCCGUCAUAGUGCACAUGAAGUUAAUCAGGUCGAAAACUAUCUCAAAUCUUCCGGGUGAAACAUGUCUGGAGAGAUCAACGUGAAGCUGGAAGGCAUUGAGAGAGACAAUGAGACUGGUCUGCAAGCUGAAGUGCUGUCCUGUGGUGGAGCGCUGAACCUGUCAGGGCUUCCUGUUCUGGAGGUGACCAUCAGCCACUUGGGGGGCAGCCAUACCACCGAUACAGGCAAGAAAUUAGUGGUGUACAAAGCUCCAGAUUCCCAAGAGGACAUUGUGCUACAGUUUGAAGAAAACUCAAAAGUGCCUCAAAAGGAAGAUGAAACUAUUCUGAUUGGCCAUGGAGAGAAUCAGGUGAAAUUGAAGAAGUCUGUUAUUGCAGAGUACCGACAAAAGAGGCAAUACUAUGGCCCCCUAAGGGCUGUGGUGGAACGUGCCACAGUAAAUUGCAAUGGCCAACAACAGGAAAUCCUCAAGACAAAGCUGAUGCAGGUCAAGUUUGUCUCAAAGGAUUCUCUUGGAAAUGACUUGAAAGGUGAUGAUCUGUUGCAGUCCAUGGCCAAGAUUCCAGGACUCAUACCUCCCUGUGAUCCUCCACUUGAUAACGUUGGAAAGAAAAUGAAUGGUAGUAAUGCAGUGGAUAAGAAGGAUCAGGUAUUCAUUACAUUUACUGAUGGAGAUAGCAUCAAUAUAAGUAAAAAGGUUAUUGAUCAAUAUAGGAAACUUUCUGGGACAACAAAGUCUCUUGCAGUUCAAAGGGAGAAGACCUACAGGAAUGACGGGAGUGGCAGGACUCCUGUUACUAUUGUACGUUUAUAUCCUCGUGAUGAUGGUGAUCAAAGACUUGCUAAAAUGGAAGCUACAGAUAAUAGCUCCUCCCUCAAACCACAGAUAGGGAGACCCAGAGCAGUGAGGGGACAAAUUAACAUAAAAACAAAGCUCUUGCAGGAUUGCUCAGAACUGCAACAAAGCAUAACAGCUGAGAUGAAGGAUGAGAUGGUGCUUGUGGAAAUCGAAGAAGACACACAACAAAGCCAGUCUGAAGAUGAAGGGCUGAGCUCUUUUGGCUAUGAGACUGGAAUAAUUGUUCAGACAAGUCCAACAUAUAGUGCUUCUUUUCCAAAUCUCAAAGAGCUAGAGAGCUGUACUGAAGUAAGUAAUGAUGUGAUAGCUUUUCAUCUCCAGUCAGCCUCUGUUGAUGUGAAUGUCAAACUUUCAUCAGAUGAAAUUUGGAAAUAUCUCACUGAAUAUGCAUCUGAAUGUGAGCAAGUUCAAGGCCUCAUAACACAGUUCAACAAUGAAAGCUGGCUGGAAGUGAAGCGAAUGUCUGAUUUCUUUCACGUGGAUGGAGAGGUCAUGACAGACAUCUCAAUUAAAGCUGUGUACAGGAGCAAUCCCAGUCCUGUGACCUUCUACCUGCGAGGCUUUGGGCGCAUGAUACGCUCAGGUGAACUGAACACGCUGAGUGACAUAACUCAUCUUUAUCGCUGUCUGUCAAGCGAUCACAAGCUAUGUCUGGGCCUAAAACCUUCCCCAUAUCAGCCAGACAUAGAAAACAAUGAGCAUGUGAGGCAGUACUUCAAAAGCAAAGGUCACUUUGUAUCCACACCCUUUGAGAGCCUCUUCUCUCGAAAGUGUCGAGGCAUAGUCACCAUCCAGGGCAGUCCGCCUGCUGCAACUUUCACCCGUGGCUCAAGGACAGUGAUGGGGGUGUAUGCACUCUGCACGGCUUGUGGUAUCAUGGGUAAAAAACUCAGCCAGCUCAUCAAAACUUACCCCAGGAACAAGCCCACACUUGAGAGCACCAGUUCCCACGCAAAGGUGUUACAGAGUAAAUACAACCAACACCUGACAAGACAACCACUUGCAUCAGGUGGUUCAUCUUGCAGCAGCAGUCAAGUCAGGCACCUGUUUUCCCAGAAUGUGGCUGAGGUGAUAUCCAGUACUGCCACAUCCAGCCCAGCUGUCUACCCUGAUGAGAGUCAUUCGAGUAGAUUGACCCUACCCAGAAUUAAAAGAAAGGAAGCCCCUAAACAGAUUGCUCAAGACAAAGAAGAGGAUGAGGACUCAAAGCCAAGUGUAGGAGUGACUGAAGAAGAAUUUUUGUCGAUGAUCGAUCUCCGGCAUCCCCAGCCAGGAGUCCAUCCACGAUCCCUUAUCAAGAAGUGCAAUGUGUGUGGUUUCCGGGCUCCUUCAAUGCUUUCCCUGUUUUCCCAUAUGAAGGGACACAUUGGCAACCUUAAAGAGAAGUGUGGAGAGUGCAAAGUACAAUUAUCUAGUAAAGAUGCCCUGGAAACUCAUAAGAAACAAAUGCACACCCAGCGUUCGCCAGUAUGUGCCAUCUGCCAUUUGAGCUUUACAACUAAAGAUCAGCUCUUUGAUCACAUGAACAAACAUCGCAGUCACCUCCCAUUUGAGUGUCCUGUCUGUCAACACAAACUAACAAAUAUGGAUGCAUACAAAAAACAUGUUCGGCUCACACAUAAAAUCAAGUCAGUCAGAGAUCUAAAGUUUGUGUGUAGGACUUGUGGUCUCCAUUUCUACACCUGUGAUCAUCUUCUUCUUCAUCGAGUAAAUCAGAAUCAUGAAGGUGAACCAUUCCUAUGUAAGUCAUGUGGGACCUCAUUCACCACAGCCAAUGAAUUUCGAAGUCAUCUUCUGGAGCACACAGAAGAGGUAAGAGAGGCAGCAAACAUAGCAAUUUGCCAACAAUGCUACAAAGUCUUUUUCUCAUCCUUUAGACUGAAGUUCCAUAUAGAUGCAAAACAUAAUCAGGGCAAGGAACCUGACCCUAUUAAAGUUGAGGAAGGGAAUGAACCUCCAAAGAAAAAGAAAAGUAAGGGUCCAUACUUACGUUACUUGAGAGCUAAUGAAAAGUAUGAAUGUCACAAAUGCAAGAGAAGAUUCAAGACGUGUGACACCCUACAAAACCACAUCAAGUAUUCUCAUGGUGAAAAGAAAGCAGUCAAGACUGAUAACAAGUGUAACAUCUGCGGUCGGAAGUUCAAUGCGCUACGCCGCCUUGCAAACCACAUGAAGAUCCACACCGGCACCCGGCCAGUGUUUCAGUGCGAAGAGUGUGGACAGAUCUAUGGCAAAAAGAUGCAGGUGUUGGAGCACAUACGCACAGACCAUGCUGAACAGGUAAAGCGUCAUCAAGAGCAGCAGCAGCAGCAGGAACUCCUUCAGUCCAGCCAAACUGAUGAGCCAAUGGUGGAGAUAACAGAGCAACCUCAGGGCCCCGUGGUGGAGGGUUCCACUUCAGCUGCCUGGACCCCCAUCAAGAGUCCAUUCAAGGUCCCCACAGUGGAGCAGACUCAGGAGGCCGUGUACAGCUUGCUGCAGCUUACAGAUUUCUGAGUGGUGCAAUAAAAUGUCAGUUUAA